CUGCUGUAGGCCUCGGAGUACGUGGUAGCAUUGCGGUGAGGGCCAAGGAUAGGACCUGGUGGCAGUUUAACUGAUCCAAGGGUUCCGUUUAUGGAACACGUGGAGGAUCUCGGUUGCUCGGUAGUGUAGCGUGGUUCCCGGCUGUUUGGUAGUAUACUUGCAAAACUGUUUGCACAGAUUCCACGACAAAGAAUGGGUCAGCGCACAAUGAAGAGCGAACACUUCAGCAACAGGAGUGUGCCGGGCCAGCUCAAAAGAACAUCUUCCUGUCUAAAUCUCCCUGCUCGUUAAGGAACGAAAAAGACUGCCGUUUGUCGGUCGGACAGUCCAGGAGCAUCGCCACAGUUGUGGCUCCCGGCGCUUCUUGGAACAGAAGAUGUUUGAAAUUUCACUCUGGGUCUCUUCAUCUUCAUGCCCUGGCCGGCCUCGUCCCCUGCUCUGGCGCAGUUGUAGAUCACUGUUCGUCUCGUGUCUCUGAGCUUCUCCCACUCCAGAGCAGAAUUCUACAAUUGCGGAGAUCGUGGAACUGAGCUUCUCAGACCUGAUGCGACAGUCAGAGUAAUUCAAGCUGCAAUAAUGCAAGAUGAUGCGACGUUGAUGAUGAAUGGAUAAUAUGCUUUGAGCCACGGACCAGGAGAACAACAUCAUCACUAUGAAGCGGGCUCAGUGAAGGAAAAAGUACAAUUCUCGCAGCUAAGAUGUCGAAAAUGGGCUCCGAGGAAGCUAAAUACAGCUCGGUAACCGGAUCUGAAGAAAAGCUGGACCAGCAGGAGCAGGCAAAAUCUGAGAUGCAGCAGAAGAGGUCUCCCUUCGAUGGAGUGGAGUCCGAAACUGGCAAACUCUUGGAUGACGACGGGAGGCCCAUGCGCACAGGAAACACUUGGACCGCUACAGCUCACAUCAUCACUGCUGUUAUCGGGUCCGGAGUGCUAUCGCUGUCGUGGAGCUUCGCGCAGAUGGGAUGGAUUGCAGGGCCCCUGGUGCUCUUCAGCUUUGCGCUCUGUACGUGGUACACGUCCAGGCUCUUGGCCGACUGUUACCGGUAUCCCCACCCGGUCACCGGCAGACGGAACUACAUCUACAUGGAUGCGGUUAAAGUUAACGUCUCAGCUCGGUCCCAUUUGAUCUGCGGUAUCAUGCAGUACAGCAACCUCGUCGGUACCUCCAUCGGCUACACCAUCGCCACGGCCACCAGUGCAGUAGCAGUGCAAAAGUCAAAUUGCUAUCACUCGCAUGGCCGCGACUCACCGUGCUUGGCCUCCACCACAUCUUACAUUGCAGUGUUCGGUGUCAUCCAGAUUUUCCUGUCACAAAUCCCAAAUUUUGGGGACCUAUGGUGGCUUUCGUAUGUUGCCGCAAUCAUGUCCUUCACAUACGCCACCAUUGGUCUUGGACUCGGCAUUUCUAAAGCUGCCGAGGGUGGCCAUUCAUACGGCAGCGUAGGUGGAGUACGAAUCGGCACAGAUGUGACUGAAGCUCAAAAAGUGUGGAACAUCUUUGCGGCUUUAGGAAAUAUGGCAUUUGCUUACUCCUUCUCCAUGAUUCUAAUUGAAAUUGAGGACACUAUCCGAAGUCCUCCGGCUGAAAACAAGCAGAUGAAAAAAGCCACCUUGUGGGGCACCUCUGUCACAACAGCUUUCUACAUGUCCGUGGCCAUUGCUGGUUACUUGGCAUUUGGUGAUGCUGCACCCGGCAAUCUAUUGACUGGAUUCUUUAGCCCAUAUUGGCUGGUGGAUUUUGCAAACGUAUGCAUCGUCAUCCAUCUGAUUGGAGCAUAUCAGGUGUACACUCAACCUGUGUACCAAUUUGCGGAGAGGUGGGUAGCGAGAAGGUGGAGCAAAAGAAGCUUUCACAGCAGAGGUUACACCGUCAGGCUUCCUGGAGGGUCCAACUUCAGACUAAACUGGUUUCGUUUGACCUGGAGAACAAUAUACGUGAUCAUCACCACAAUCAUUUCCAUGUUAUUACCCUUCUUCAAUGCCGUUCUAGGUAUCAUUGGAGCCCUUGCUUUCUGGCCACUGACAGUUUACUAUCCUGUCGUCAUGUACAUGAACCAGCACAAGAUCCCCCGCUGGAGCCCGACCUGGAUAGCUCUUCAUAGUCUCAGUUUUGUGACCUUCCUCGUCUCGCUGGCUGGUCUGAUCGGAUCUGUGGCAGGCAUUGUUAACGAUUUGUCGCAGGUUAAACCGUUCGAGAAAAUUUAAUCUCGACUCAGGCAGAUGUCAUUGCUGUACGAGUGAAUGUGUAGACUGAUUUGCAAAUAUGGUCAGCGACACAGCUGGACCGCAAGGUGCAGGAAGGGAAGUAUACAUCACUCGCAGGUGGUAUAACCUCCGCCAUCGAAGCAUCCGUGCAAGGAACCAGAAGACUUGCCACAUGGUUAUGGAGGACGGUACAUCAGGUUCAUGCGCUGGUGUCUUGUACAGUGAGAUUAGACGCUGUAUAAAUUAAGCUCUCGGUGCUCUCGCCAGUAUAUUCCUUGUCUUUCUACCGAGUUGGCAGCAUCAAUAAACGAAAGAAAAAUCCACGAGAACAAAGGCCAUAUCGAGCUGUCGGUAAAUUAUCUUGAAGUCUCUCUAGCGGAAAUCUGAACUCCUACAUGAGUUUCAUGGUUGCAGUCUUUCACUCUUACUCGCCCAUGGCUUGUUGCAAAUGAAGAUAUCGAUGAAUGAAUUUUCGGAAUGUAGCUACCAGAUCUUCGUGAGUUACGGG
This is a messenger RNA of Marchantia polymorpha subsp. ruderalis, 2712 nucleotides long. The record is from the annotation of a GenBank genome assembly. NCBI's taxonomy places the organism in Eukaryota, Viridiplantae, Streptophyta, Marchantiopsida, Marchantiales, Marchantiaceae.